Molecule: messenger RNA, 1080 nt
Organism: Dimorphilus gyrociliatus
Lineage: Eukaryota; Metazoa; Annelida; Polychaeta; Dinophilidae
Source: the annotation of a GenBank genome assembly
CAGUGACCUGAAAACUGGUAAAUGGCUCCCUUAACAAGUCAUGCUUUACGAACAAUUUGCCAAAAUAGGAUCAUCCUUGGGCAAUUAAAUCCAAAAAUCGUCCAAAAUUCAUCUAUUUCUUCAAUUAGUUAUUGUCAAAGUCGCCGAAUAGCUAUUUCAUCAGUUUCUUAUGACAGUUCAAAAGAUAUAAAGACUCCUUCAAAAUUGAAAACUGUUGCUGUUAAAAAAUAUGUUGGAUUGUUAGGAAAAUUCGAACAAACUUUGGAAAAUAAGUAUCCAAAGGCUCAUAAAAUAUUUCUCUUUUUUAGGCAGGGUGUAAAAGAUUUUUUUGCCGACACAAAAAUGCACUAUAAAGUGACAACAGACUUAUGGAAAGGCCGUAGUCCAAAAACAUUUACUUGGAGGGAGUUGGAAAAUUAUAGAACCCAUUUAUAUGACAUUAUGAAAUCUGCUCCAGCUUUAGUAAUAUUCGCCGCUCCUGGCGGUUAUGCUUUGCUUCCGAUUGUAUACUUCUUUCCGAGGCAGCUGUUGUGCAAACAUUUCUGGACUGAGGAACAGCGAGAAAAAUUUGGAUUGUAUUACUUUAAUCAUAGAAUUAAACACUAUCCUAAUAUCAUGCACUAUAUGGAGCAACAUUCAAAAGAUAUUAAAAAAGAGGAUCUAAAGUUGAAAUUCAAUAAUUUAUUGCAACAAAUUCAAGGGGGAAAGAAUGGAACAAUUGAAGAUCUUCUUGCAAUCGAACGACUUUUUGUUAAUAGACCAUUUGCUUUAGGUUUUUUAUCUAAGGUUCAUAGAAUACAUUAUUGGCAUAUUGCUAAAAGUUGGUCGUUUUCAACUUGGAGAAAAUCGAAAUUAAUUCAAGAUAUUCAGCUUAUACAUUAUAUUGAUUUGGCUUUAGAUAAGGAGAAUUUAAACGAAUUGACCAAUGAUGAUUUAAAGACGUUGUGUUUUUCAAGGGGUCUUUGCCCUGUAGAGGUCGAUAGAGAUACUUUAGUAAACUACUUAGAAGAAUGGAUAAAAUUGAGCAAAAAUAUCAAUGGUAUACUAAUUCAUAUUAUCAUUUGCCUGAGAAAACUUUAA